Kuraishia capsulata CBS 1993 is the source of this 2607-nucleotide messenger RNA. RefSeq lists its product as uncharacterized. The transcript has a single exon. NCBI's taxonomy places the organism in Eukaryota, Fungi, Ascomycota, Pichiomycetes, Pichiales, Pichiaceae. Gene Ontology annotation, cellular component: EMC complex. Bases 1 to 2607 code for a protein of 868 amino acids. The record is from RefSeq and is a predicted model, not a curated record. Gene Ontology annotation, biological process: protein folding in endoplasmic reticulum.
AUGACCAAGCUCUUCUCUUUAAUAGCUACCGUGCUAUUGCUGGUGAACCCGGUUUGGUGUGUGUUUGACUAUGAGAUAUUCAAUGUUGACUGGCAGUACACCGUGUUGGGACGCAUAAUACCUGAAACCACCGUUUUUCUUCAGUCUCAGUCCCAGACAGUCCAAUUUCUGACGGAAGAAGGUAUAUUUGCGAAAUUGAACUUGACCAAUGGAGAACCGUUGUGGAGAUAUCAAUCAGAGAAGCCAUACAGUUCUGCCCAUUUGACGGUAGUUGGACAGUUGACGUACACUGCAGUUAACUAUGUCGAUGGCAAGGGAUCCAGAAUUGCUUCAUGGCAGUUUGACAACUCCUUACUGCGUGAGAUUGACCUUGAUGCUAGUACGGUUGGAAUACUGAAUAUACGAAACCAGGAGCUGCUGGCAGUAACAUCCGAAGGUGACGUUCUUUUCGUGCCAAAGACUGGUGAUGUAAUUGAGCUUUCAACAGGAAUAUCAGGGGUCAAAAAUGCCCUUGUUUCACUUCUUCCAUCUGGUGAUGUUAUACUUGCUCUGGAUGUGGUCGGCUCCAAGACAACGGUUGUGGUUUUGACUAAGACGAACGGAGAGUAUCUCUUGGGUUCUAAGUUCUUUUUCCCAAAGUCAUUCGAUACCUUAAAAUCACUGGAAGAGGGAGCUUUGAUUACUACUGAGGGAGUUUACACAUUUGAUGAAGCAAAGGCUAGUUUUGGUCCUGUGACCAAAGUGAAGCAGGUUUUGAGUGUCUAUGCCUCCUCCGGUUUGGUCACAGCAUCUGGAAAGACUAUAUCUACUUCAACAGACUCGCACACACUGGAACAUGAAGUUGUGGAGUUAAAGCUGGUGAACUCACAGUUUUUAGUAGCUUUCUGCAAACAGAAGACAUAUCUGUUUGAUCUGGAUGGAGGACUGGAGCCCUUCUUGGAAUUUCCAGCCGUUGAUCUAAAGGGAUAUGACCAGAUAUCUGCCACUUUGAAUGAUUCAAACGACUUGCACGUGCUAGUCCAGUAUGAGGACUCUGUUAUUACGCUCUGGUCAAAUGGUGUAGAGUCUUGGUCAAGAGACGAGUCUUUGGCGAAAGUGGUUGAUUGGGUUAUCAUGGAUGAGGAAAUCGACAAUUCAGAGAUAACCCAUAAUCUGGAAUUUGAGGAAAGUGCUACUUUGCUUCAUGCAUACAUCUUUAGGGCAAAAAAGAACUUUGAAAAGUUCAGAAACUUCAAGUUUUCGUGGUCGAAAUCAGAUGAUUCCAUGGACCAUUACUUUGGUUUUGUGAAAACCUUGGUCGUUGCUACUGCCAAUGGAAAACUAUUUGGAUUCAGUACCACCAGCAAGAAUGACGGCGUAAAAAAGUGGGAUUGGUCCUUCGAUACUCAUCUGGGCAGCGGUAUUUCCAAGUUGAUAGUGAUUGAUGAUAACCUGCUAUUCAUCUCCACCGAAGCCAACGGUUUGUAUUUUGUUCAGGACCAUACCUCUUUUUCGAUUGACUUUGCGAUGUCCUCAGAUGAACCAGUUUUGUCUCCUUCUUUCAAGGAAAGGAUAACGUCACUGAAGACUUCAGCUGGUGAUAUCCAGCUGAUUUUGGAUGAGGCUGAUUUGCCUUUGAAUUUCGUUGAGAAGACAUCAGAUAACUCCAUUUUGGGGUCUGAACUUUCGAAGCUGAAAGAACAAUCUUCAACUUGGAAAUUCAACUUCAACGAUGACGAAAAAAUUCUUUCGAUCGUUCCGAGGCCCAAAACGAACGAGGAUAUCGCUUCAACCGGUGUAGUUCUGGGGAACAGAAAGGUGCUUUACAAGUAUCUGGAGCCAAAUCUGGUUGUGGUGACGACAUAUGAUCAGUCCCAUCAAGUGCUGUACCUUUACCUGAUCAACUCUGUCUCUGGCCAGGUCUUGUACACCACGAAGCAGACUGAACCUCUGGAUGUUGACUCAGUUCAGGUUAUCUACGAUGAAAACUUUGUGGUAUACUCGUAUUACUCUUUGGAGUAUGGCACCAAAAUUGUGGUGAUUGAUUUGUUCGAGUCAUUGACACCAGAUGUCAGAUACUCCAACGGAAAUGCAUCCUUGGAGUUUACUCCGGAGGUGAGUUCUUUGGGUUUUGUCAUAAACGGCAAGAUCAGAGCUCUGAUUCCAACAAGCACUAAAUACAGUAUCACCUCGAAGUCCAUAAUCAUAUCCCUUGAAAAUGGCCAGAUAGCGUCAGUUCCAAAGUUUGUGUUGAACAGCAGAAGAGUCACAGACAGAGAACUCACCAAGGAUGAGAAGGAGGAGUUUCAGAUGAUGCCUUACGGCCCUGUCAUUGGCAUCGCCGAUCACUUCUAUCUUUCUCAUUACAGGACACUUUUGCACUCUUUUGAGAAACCAGCAAAGGUUCUUUCUUCAGUACCUACGAAUCUGGAAUCCACGUCCAUUAUCUGCUCUGUUGAUCUGGAUAUCUUCUGUACUAGGGUUGCACCAUCCAACACAUUUGACAUGUUGUCUCCAAGUUUUGACAGGAGCUUUUUGCUUUUGACCAUUUUUGCCUUGGUAAUAGCGGUCCUGGUAGUAAAACCAAUGGUCAACGCAAAGAGGCUGAAAGCCGCAUGGGUCUUUUGA